AUGGAUCCGUCAGCUCCACAUCCAGCCAGCGGAUGGAUCAAGACCUGGAACGACUACAACCAGGAGGAGGUCAUCAAGGUUCACCCGAAUGACAACGGUUUCCUCAAGAUGGGCUACAUCUUCUACAAAGCCAUCAACAAGGCUGCGGAUGCUGGGAAGCUCGUUGAACCUGGCGAAGUGAACAGUGGCCCGACCAUUUGCGACAAGUUCGAGCGCAUUGGAAUGGAGGUUGGCGGGUUUACUCGGCGCGAAAGCCGCAACCCUGACGGUAUCUACUACCACAAUAGUGAAUGA
This is a messenger RNA of Colletotrichum chrysophilum, 294 nucleotides long. RefSeq lists its product as uncharacterized. The coding region runs from base 1 to 294 and encodes 97 amino acids. The transcript is spliced from 2 exons. Lineage: Eukaryota; Fungi; Ascomycota; Sordariomycetes; Glomerellales; Glomerellaceae. The record is from RefSeq and is a predicted model, not a curated record.